This is a messenger RNA of Sander lucioperca (pikeperch), 1011 nucleotides long. RefSeq lists its product as uncharacterized. The record is from RefSeq and is a predicted model, not a curated record. The transcript has 8 exons. Bases 7 to 1011 code for a protein of 334 amino acids. NCBI's taxonomy places the organism in Eukaryota, Metazoa, Chordata, Actinopteri, Perciformes, Percidae.
UUCAAGAUGGAGUCACGGGUACACAUCAGUGUCUUUAAAAAAAAUAACACACCGCAGGUGACACGAUGCACGGUGUGCUGUACCGACCAUCAUUGUCCCCUUUGCCCCACUUCAAUAUACAAGCCCCGGUGUAGGGCAAAGGUUUUGCAGCACAUGGAGGUGCAUGUAAAGAAUGGCAUUCAACAUGAAGAUUUCUUCAUAACAAAAUGCCACUGGGCCUGCAGGAGUGGAAGCAGUGGUCACUUCCACUGCCCUUUCUGCCUCAAGACCACAAUAAAAAGGCAGGCUAUACUGAGGCAUUUGCAGAUCUGUAGGCCACCUCUCCAUGACGCCCAGUUGGACGCUGAUGCAGACUGCAGAGAGAUGGGCAUCAAUUCCCAGACAGAGGAAUGCAAAGCAGGAUCUGUGAACCUACCUCAUCUCAGCACUGACAAACUGCCUGUUCCGGUACAUGAUAGUGAAAUACAAGGACAAAGAGACCCAGCAAAGAGACCCCAAGACCCACCCAUGGACAACCCUCCCUGCAGUGUGAGCCGUGCAAAGUUGCCAAAUGUACUUUGUCCUCACUGUAAUGUGCAGUUCCGAAGAAAAAAUAUCAAGAAGCACAUUUACAGACAACACACAGAUAAAGCUGUCAGAGAUAUCACUGCAAAUUCCCAUCUAGAUGCUGUAUGCAUUGAUGAGAAGAAUGGUAUAUAUGCUGUGAAAAAGUUGUUUCUUGGACCUUUUAUGCCUCUUCAUGUCCAAAAGAAAACCUGGGGGAAAGAGCACCAAAUCAAGUGUGAGUCCAGAAACAUAGUUCUUGGCCCACCAGUUCUCAUCACAAGUCAAGCACAGAUUGUGUCUUUGACUGGUGUUCUGAAAGGUCUCAGCACUUACUGCAAAGAGUGUGGCCAAUGUGGGAUGCUUUACAGAUACCAGGAGUAUAAGGAUGGUUUGCAUAACUUUGAUGAUGGCGUCAUUUUGACCUUCAAUCUGUGCAUGUUCUUACGGAACUCACUCCAGCAUUGA